Messenger RNA from Neomonachus schauinslandi (Hawaiian monk seal), 606 nucleotides. RefSeq names its product guanylate cyclase activator 1B (gene GUCA1B). NCBI's taxonomy places the organism in Eukaryota, Metazoa, Chordata, Mammalia, Carnivora, Phocidae. The record is from RefSeq and is a predicted model, not a curated record. Gene Ontology annotation, biological process: visual perception. Gene Ontology annotation, cellular component: photoreceptor inner segment; cone photoreceptor outer segment. The transcript has 4 exons. The coding region runs from base 1 to 606 and encodes 201 amino acids. Gene Ontology annotation, molecular function: calcium sensitive guanylate cyclase activator activity; calcium ion binding.
AUGGGGCAGCAGUUCAGCUGGGAGGAGGCGGAGGCGGCCGGCGAAAUGGACUUGGCCGAGCUCCAGGAGUGGUACAAGAAGUUCGUAGUGGAGUGCCCCAGCGGCUCUCUCUUCCUGCACGAGUUUAAGCGCUUCUUCAAGGUCACAGGCAACGAGGAGGCCACCCAGUAUGUAGAGGGCAUGUUCCAGGCCUUCGACAAGAAUGGGGACAACACCAUCGACUUCCUGGAGUAUGUGGCAGCUCUGAACCUCGUGCUGAGGGGCACCCUGGAGCACAAGCUCAAGUGGACCUUCAAGAUCUACGACAAGGACCGCAACGGCUGCAUCGACCGCGGGGAGCUGUUGGACAUCGUGGGGGCGAUCUACAAGCUGAAGAAAGCCUGCAGGAUGGAGAUGGAGUCUGAGCAGCACGGACAGCUGCUCACACCCGAGGAGGUGGUGGACAGGAUCUUCCUUCUGGUGGAUGAGAAUGGAGAUGGCCAGCUGUCUCUGAAUGAGCUCAUCGAAGGGGCCCGCCGUGACAAGUGGGUGAUGAAGAUGCUGCAGAUGGACGGGAAUCCCGGCAGCUGGAUCUCUCAGCAGAGGCGGAAAAGUGCCAUGUUCUGA